GAGGAGGGAGCGGCGCAGACAAAGAGCGGCGCCUGGGCGGGCGCAGCGCGGCCGCCGCCCCGGGACCCGCGCCGCUGCCCUCCGGCCUCGGCGGGCGGCCCACGGCUAGAUUUCAUGUGUUCCUUUUAUACAAGUGACGUCCCAGAUUAUGAUUCUCUGCUGAGAUUUGAGUUGGAUUUGAGAAUUUGGAGCACUCCUGUGGCUUUGUAACUUCAAGAGCUGUAAUCAGCUGAAAAAUUCAUCGUUUUGAAGAGUUCUGCGUUUCUCCAGUCACCUCUCGUAACUGUGUGCCAAAGAAGGACUCCAUGAAAGAUGACAGAAGAAGUUAUUGUGAUAGCCAAGUGGGACUACACUGCCCAGCAGGACCAGGAGCUGGACAUCAAGAAGAACGAGCGCCUGUGGUUGCUGGACGACUCCAAGACGUGGUGGCGGGUGAGGAACGCAGCCAACAGAACGGGCUACGUGCCGUCCAACUACGUGGAGCGGAAGAACAGCCUGAAGAAGGGCUCCCUCGUGAAGAACCUGAAGGACACGCUAGGCCUCGGCAAGACGCGCAGGAAGACGAGCGCGCGGGACGCGUCCCCCACGCCCAGCACGGACGCCGAGUACCCCGCCAACGGCAGCGGCGCCGACCGCAUCUACGACCUCAACAUCCCGGCCUUCGUCAAGUUCGCCUACGUGGCGGAGCGGGAGGAUGAGUUGUCCCUGGUGAAGGGGUCGCGCGUCACCGUCAUGGAGAAGUGCAGCGACGGCUGGUGGCGAGGCAGCUACAACGGGCAGAUCGGCUGGUUCCCCUCCAACUACGUCCUGGAGGAGGCGGACGAGGCGGCCGCGGAGUCCCCGAGCUUCCUGAGCCUGCGCAAGGGCGCCUCGCUCAGCAACGGGCAGGGCGGGCGCGUGCUGCACGUGGUGCAGACGCUGUAUCCCUUCAGCUCCGUCACCGAGGAGGAGCUCAACUUCGAGAAGGGAGAGACCAUGGAGGUGAUCGAGAAGCCCGAGAACGACCCCGAGUGGUGGAAGUGCAAAAACGCACGGGGCCAGGUCGGCCUCGUCCCCAAAAACUACGUGAUGGUCCUCAGUGACGGGCCGGCCCUGCACCCUUCCCACGUCCCGCAGAUAAGCUACACCGGGCCCUCAUCCAGCGGGCGCUUCGCGGGCAGAGAGUGGUACUACGGGAACGUGACGCGGCACCAGGCCGAGUGCGCCCUCAACGAGCGGGGCGUCGAGGGCGACUUCCUCAUUAGGGACAGCGAGUCCUCGCCCAGUGACUUCUCCGUGUCUCUGAAAGCAUCAGGGAAGAACAAACAUUUCAAGGUGCAGCUCGUGGACAAUGUCUACUGCAUUGGGCAGCGACGAUUCCACACCAUGGACGAGCUGGUGGAACACUACAAAAAGGCGCCCAUCUUCACCAGCGAGCAUGGGGAGAAGCUCUACCUCGUCAGAGCCCUGCAGUGACGUCGGUGCCCGCGGCCCUGCAGCCCACCAGCUCCAGGCUUCGGUGCCACUCACCUCCCCAGAGCCCAGCAGUCAGGUCUCCCAGGAGCGCCACCCACCCAGCUCUGCACAGAGGCUCUGCCCUGCCAGUGGGUCAUCCUGGUCGGCCCCCUCUGCCUAGUCUUUCUGUUUGGGUCGGUUGGUUAGUUGGUUUCCCGUUGCCAUCCAGGCCCUCACGCCCCUGCUCCAGCCACCCCGCAUCCCAGCCAGUUUUAGAGAAGCGGAGGGGACGGGGGUGAGCUUGUUCACUUUAUUCCUUUUCAAUUGGCAGUAGUGCUAGUCUGUUCAAAUUGUUCAUGCUAACAGAACCCCUCGUUAAAAAGACAUUGGGCGCAGUGGGAACCCACCGAAGCCGCACUUAGCAAGGGAGUGAGCCACAGUACCCUCUGAGGGUGGUGUCCCAAGCUCGGGGCUCUCUGCAUGCCAGGCAGCAGGUGCGAAGGCUCCCCGGUCCUAGCAACCCUUGUUCUGUGCCCUGUGCCCUUACGUGGCUCCCAGACUCUGCAGGGAGCAAACGCGUUUGCUGAUAGCAAUACUGGAACCACCGGGUGAGACGGCGGCGAGGAAGCUGUCCAGUGCCUUUGGGGCUGUGCUUGCAAUAAAGAAAGAAUUUCCCUGAAAGUCAGUCUGCGGAAGAGGAAACCAGUGACUCAGAAAGACAGAUGUUUUCGUAAUUUACCCUCAUAUGUGCCAUCCACAUAGUGCUUUUUCCUCUUGCCCUUCAGCUUGUUUGAAUUUCACAAUUAUGUAUUUAAUUCUCAAAGAAAUAUGUAUCUGUAGCCGUUUAUUGACACUAAUACAGAUGAUUAAGGAAAACAGCUGAUCUUGGGGGAAGGGGCGCUACCAACACCUCUCACACACACACACAC
This is a messenger RNA of Propithecus coquereli (Coquerel's sifaka), 2363 nucleotides long. It is a transcript of the gene NCK2, whose product is annotated as NCK adaptor protein 2. Gene Ontology annotation, biological process: negative regulation of endoplasmic reticulum stress-induced eIF2 alpha phosphorylation; negative regulation of PERK-mediated unfolded protein response; positive regulation of endoplasmic reticulum stress-induced intrinsic apoptotic signaling pathway. The transcript has 5 exons. Gene Ontology annotation, molecular function: protein binding. The record is from RefSeq and is a predicted model, not a curated record. Bases 313 to 1455 code for a protein of 380 amino acids. NCBI's taxonomy places the organism in Eukaryota, Metazoa, Chordata, Mammalia, Primates, Indriidae.